Messenger RNA from Moneuplotes crassus, 878 nucleotides. The record is from the annotation of a GenBank genome assembly. Lineage: Eukaryota; Ciliophora; Spirotrichea; Euplotida; Euplotidae.
UUUCUAAUAAUGUCUGCAAACGAAGGUGAAGGUGAGGGCGAAGGCCAGUACAGAUUUGAAGACUCUCCUGCGAUAAAUAUUCAGACGCAGGAAGAGGACACCCAGUCUCCUGAAGAACAUGUGCAGGAGGAGAGUUAUUAUAUUGAGAAAUAUAACCUUAACCGUUGGGAAGCUCUGUAUCAGAAGGAUAAUAUGCAGAGACAGAAGAGGACAGAGGAGAUCAAAUAAGCGUCAACAAGAGUAUGAACAGGAGUUAUUAGAGGAGUGUAGCUUCCAACCGAAGAUCAUCAAGAAUGAGAUUUAUGGACAGAAUCUUGAGGAAGAACCUGAUUUGACUACUUAUGAUCGAUGCACUGAGUGGCGCAGAGCUGUUGAUAAUAAAGUCUCUAAGAUUAAAGAGAAGAAUGAUAGGAAAGAGAAGGGUAAAUGAACAUUUAUGCCACAGCUCCAAGCGGAUUAUAAAAAUUCUAUUAAGGGGUACAAGAAAUUAGAGAAGAAUAUUAAUAAGAAAGCUAUUGAUAAGUACCUUGAAAGAAUGAUCAUUACCCGACUCAGAGAGGAAGAAAAACAAAUGAAGGAGCAUAAGAAAUGAGGGUCUGGCAAUCUUUGGAAUGUCUCUAGCACAGUUCCUUCAGUCCCUAAAUUGUCGAAGAAUGUGGGUUCUAAGUCAACACAUAAUAUAUGCCGACCCCAGACUGAAGAGCUUAACUAUUUGAUGUCUUCUACCCCUUCUAAGGAGCAUUUUUCAAGAUUUAACAAAGAAAAGGAUCAGUUUAUUCAGUUCCAACCGAAAAUGAGCUAUGGAGAGGCAGUAAACCUGAUACAUUCCUCAAUUCUUUCUCUUGGGGACUAAUAUUUGACUUAAAUAUCUUCAAUAU